UUAUUAUAUAAAAUCCAAACAAAAAUCCUCCAACUUUUCCCAUUCAAGCAAAUUCAUCCCCCACCAAAUUAAUUAUCCUUUUCCAUCCCCAAUUCAUGUCUGAGAUCAAGCAUUUUUGUAUGGUGAUGAAAAUCAAUGUUGACUGCAAUGCUUGUUGUAGGAAGCUUAGGAGGAUUGUGUUAAAAAUGAAAGCAAUCGAGACGUAUAUGAUAGAGAGGGAGCGACACAGGUUGAUCGUGUUUGGCAGAUUCAAGCCAUCCGACAUUGCCAUUAAGAUCCGAAAGAAAAUGAAUCGUAGAGUCGAAAUCCUGGAUGUCGAAGAAAUGGAGCCCUUACCUGCCACCGAUCAAAACCCACCGCCACCGGAGAACAUUCAAGGUCCUGGUCCUGGUCCUGGCCCCAACGCAGAUCAACAUCACAUACCCAUGUUUCCUUCAUUGGAGCAAGCUGAUCAUGGGAGGCCGCCCAUGUUUCCAUCUCUCGCCGCCAACCAAUGCCGUUCCUAUCCAUCUUGUCGCCCGGAUUUCGGCGUAACUUGCUUCCCGGAGCCUGACAUGGAAGAGCGCUUCUGGGAGUAUGGGUAUGACUACGAAGUUGUUGGAGAUAGAGAAGAACGACCUACCAUCUCUCUUCACAAUUACUACCACUACUAGUUUUUCUUUUUUCCUUUUAAAAUUAAAGAGUUCUAUUGAUUGAUUAGAGUGUUUAAUUAAUUUGUUACUUUUUUAAUUAUCAUUUUACUUACGAAAUUAUAUUUCUUUUAAACGUUUUUUGAAAACUAAGUUUCUGGUUUUUUUUUUUUUUUUUUUUUUUUAAAUAAAAAAAUUGUUAAAUUUGAAUGAU
Cucumis melo (muskmelon) is the source of this 843-nucleotide messenger RNA. RefSeq lists its product as uncharacterized. The record is from RefSeq and is a predicted model, not a curated record. The transcript has 3 exons. Bases 96 to 653 code for a protein of 185 amino acids. Gene Ontology annotation, molecular function: metal ion binding. Lineage: Eukaryota; Viridiplantae; Streptophyta; Magnoliopsida; Cucurbitales; Cucurbitaceae.